CCGUCAUAAAUGAAAAUAACUAAUAAUUCAAAGCAGACUCAGAGCUCAUCUAGCUGAAGUCUUAAAAUAUUUUACGCAGGCUUUCAUUAAACAAGUGCUCCCAGUAGCCCCAUUUGUUAACGUUUUAAUUAGCUGGCUAAUGAUGAUACAAAGCCCCUUUCCCAUCGAACCAAUAAUCCUUCUUCACCUAAAAGAAGAAGGAUAGUCCUGUAUCACUCCCAAAAGGCAGCACGUAUCGCAGCCGCCUUUUUAGCCAAGUCAACUCGAGUGAAACGUUUAGGCCACGUGCCAAAAAGAAAUUUCUCCUGCGUUUCCUCGGGGUACGAGCCACCUUAAAAGUGUCGCCAUUCAGCUUUAUUUGUCGAACGUGACCAGCCAACGACUUGCUGAAGUAUAGAUAUAUUUAAAAUCUGAACAAAUACAUGUUUAUUUAGAUACAUUUGGGUGGGCCACACACGAAGCUACGAAACGAUUUAACAAAACUUGAAACGUCGACAUCCGUGUUGUGUUAAAAACAAAUCGCUCCACGAAACAUAAACAAUAACAAUAAAGGAGCGCACAAAAAACGGAAAGCCAUUUGGCAUUGAUGGAUUUUUGAUAAAUGGACUGGCAUUAUGACAAAUAUGCAAAAAAAAUCCAAUGACAAACUGACCAACCGAAGAGCCACACGAAAGGCGAUAAAAUCCGAAUCAAAUAACGCCAAACAAUGUCAGUCAAAAUGAGUGGAGAGGGCUUGUGUUCCAUACAGAAGCGACAGGCAGCAGACGAGCGAGCCAAAUAAUUGACAGAAGCGGGAAAAAACUGCAAUUAGAGCCAGGACUGGGUACACUAUAAAAACGCGAAAGUAUUUACUGAAAUUCACCCCCACAUUUUUUGCACAGUAAAAUCGCAUAAAACACAAUAUGCCAACCGAACAAGAAAAAGUGUCAUCAAAAUAUUCAUUAUUGUGAGAUAAAAAUUUUAAAAACGAAAGCUGAUUCUGUUUUUGUUACAAAUGUCCAAAAAUAUGCAGAGAAAUUAUAAUAAUUCAGAGAAGCUUCAUUUUUUGUUAAAGUGAACUUACAAUUUAUAUUCUACAAUGCACUUCCUCUUUAACUGAAUUAUUUUGGUUGCACAACACUGCGAAUGCGCAAUAUCAUUGCCAAUCAUUGUUUUGCCUGAGUUAACUUUAACUAUUUCACGAUUCAAUUUUCAUUUGUGCAACUGCAUCCAUUGAUUUAUUUUCACCCAGAAAGACAGCAUAAAAUUCAAUAACGAAGGAUAAAGUGAUUUAAAGUGAGUUUUAAUUGUGAAAAAUGAAUAUAAAAUCUUAAACAAAUUGAAAUACAAAUACAAAUACAACUGGCGUACGUCGACAAGGCAAAAUUUGUUCCCACGGUUUCGUAAAAUGCAUUUCGCGAUAUAAAUAAUUCCACCGAUUUAUAAAGAGCGUGUCUAUCGAAAUCUGAAUCUGAAUCGUUUAUAAUGGGCGACACUUUGGACGAAUCGCCGCCCACGCGACGCGACAAACCACAAACAUUGAACAUUGGCCAGGAGGAGGGGGAUGGUACCGCUACCGCUCCCCUUUCCACAUCCGCUGCAUCCCCCGCUUCCUCCAUUCCGAUUCCCGCUUCCCGAGUACCGCGCACCCGGUUGCGCCACGUGGACCGCGAUCAGAAGCGCGAUCACUCCAGCGACGGCCUGGUCUCCAGUGGCGAACGGCGGGAUGAGUUCGUGGGGCUGGAUCCCCAGCCGCGGCGCGAGAGUCUGAAUAGUUGCGAGGCCGGCAGUCCGGGGACCAUGUCCUCCAGUCUCGGCAAGGCGGGCGGCAGGAUGAACAGCUCCAGGUACCCGUCCGGCGGCGCCGGCGGCAUCGGCGUCAGUGUCUUGGGCGGACUGGUGGGCACCACCACCAGGAAGUGCGUCCUCACGCUGGACGGGUACUCCUACGUCAUAGUUGCCAGCACGCCGGAGAGUUUGCCGAGCAAGCGGGACGAGGCGAGCGGAGGAGCAGGAGCAGCGGGCACCGCCGGCGGCACAAGUGGCGCGGCUUCGAGCAGCAGUGGUGGUGGUGCGGCAUCGAGUGGUGCAGCGAGCGGGUCGGCGGGACCUGCAACUGGAACAGCAUCCGGGACAGGAGGAGCAGGUGGUGUCAGCACGCCGGCACAGGAAGCCGUCAGUCCCACGGUCGCCGAGUUCAGUGGCAGUGGCACAAAUGCGACAAUAAACGGUCAAGUGGCAAGACACGGCUCACUGACGAUUAUCCGACGCACGAACAGCCGCAACUUCACCCAAAUCGACAGCCAGCUGGCAUCGCCCUCGACCACCGCCUGCAGCUCCACAGUUCCGGGAAGCGGCUUUGCCCAGACUCCGCUGAGCGAUCCCCUUGCGGAGCGCCUGAGUUUCCGCUCCGGCAGCAACGGAUCCGCCGCCUCCGCCGGCGACAGACGAUCGAGCAAUCAGGGCUUGAGCUCCGGACCAUCCGGACCAUCCGCCAACGCCACCUCCAACGCCAACGCCGCCGCCGUUGCAGUUGCAGUUGCAGCCGGAAAAAUGCAACCGUCGUCGCCGAACGCCACCAACUAUCUAGCCGACAACAUUCACGUCUCGUCGGCCAAUCUGUCGCAGACCGAAAUGGUACCCGGUCGCGAAUCGGCGGAAUACACCGUCGGCCACUCGAUAAACGUCGCCGGGACCAACUCGUUCCUGCGGGGGGACAGCGACAUUCCGCAGGAGUCGGGACACUCCUUCGAAUCGCCCUCGAAUACCUCGUUCGCCGCCGGGCAGUGGGACACCGAGAGUUUGCCGCCAGUCGACACGCCAGAUGCCCUUAACAAAGCGGCCGGGAGAAUACGCAGUCUUCUCCGCCGCAUGGACCAUGAGACCGUUGCCUACGAGGACAUGCAGCGCAAUCUGCAUUAUGCGGCUCGAGUGCUCGAGGCCGUCUUCAUUGACGAAUCAAGGGAGGGCUGCAACGGCAACUGCAAGAACCUGAACUGCAGUCGCCACAGCCACAGCCACGGACGCGAUGACCAGCAGCAGGACAACAACAACUCGAACAGCAGCUGCAGCCUGCAGGAGACGACGGCGGUGGCGGCGUCAGCUGGGGCAUGGAGCGUCGGGGGCGACAACCAGGACAGCAUAGAGGGUCGCACCAAGGGCGUCUCGCUGGCCCCACAGACCCACGGCGGACCCACUGGGCCGCCGGCCUCGACGGACAGCAGCUCCACCAACCCACCUGCCACAGUGCCCGCCCCACAGAAGCUGCAGCCCGCCCUGGAAACCGUGAGGGAGUCGGUGAUGGAGGAGGGUCCUGCCAAGGACCCCGGCGACAAGGGAGCUGCCCCGGCCAACACAGAGCCAAGUGCCAAGGCGGCGGAGAGUGCGGUCAGCGGCGGCAGCGGUGGCAGUUGCAGUAACCCAGCCACCGUGCACCGGCAACGGCGCCUAAGGACUCCUACCUGGGCACGGUCCAUGUCGACGAACAAAACGCGCCUGGCGGACGAGGACGAUGAGCUCUCGGAGGUGCAACCGGAUGCUGUGCCGCCGGAGGUGCGCGAAUGGCUGGCCUCGACCUUCACCCGCCAAAUGGCCACCAGCCGGCGCAAGAGCGACGAGAAGCCCAAGUUCCGCUCGGUGGCCCACGCCAUCCGCGCCGGCAUCUUCGUCGACCGCAUGUACCGCCGCGUCUCCAGCUCGGCCCUCACGGCCUUCCCACCGGACGUGGUCAGGCUGCUCAAGAACCUGGACGACUGGACGUUCGACGUGUUCGCGCUGACGGAGGCGGCCAGCGGGCAGGUGGUGAAGUACGUGGCGUACGAGCUGUUCAACCGCUACGGCUCGAUCCACAAGUUCAAGAUAGCGCCGGGCAUCCUGGAGGCGUUCCUGCACCGCGUGGAGGAGGGUUACUGCCGGUACCGAAACCCGUACCACAACAACCUGCACGCCGUUGACGUGAUGCAGACGAUCCACUACUGCCUGUGCAACACGGGCCUCAUGAACUGGCUGACGGACCUCGAGAUCUUCGCCUCGCUGCUGGCGGCCCUGCUGCACGACUACGAGCACACGGGCACCACCAACAACUUCCACGUGAUGUCCGGAUCGGAGACGGCGCUCCUCUACAACGACCGCGCCGUUCUGGAGAACCACCAUGCGAGUGCCAGCUUCCGCUUGCUGCGCGAGGACGAGUACAACAUCCUGUCGCACCUGUCGCGCGAGGAGUUCCGCGAGCUGCGCGGCCUCGUCAUCGAAAUGGUCCUGGGAACGGACAUGACCAACCACUUCCAGCAGAUGAAGGCCAUGCGACAGCUGCUGACGCUCCAGGAGGCGACGAUCGACAAGCAGAAGGUGCUCUCGCUGGUCCUCCACUGCUGCGACAUCUCGCAUCCGGCGAAGCAGUGGGGCGUCCACCACCGCUGGACGAUGCUCCUGCUGGAGGAGUUCUUCCGCCAGGGCGACCUCGAGAAGGAGCUGGGCCUGCCGUUCAGCCCGCUCUGCGACCGGAACAACACGCUGGUCGCCGAGUCGCAGAUCUGCUUCAUCGACUUCAUCGUGGAGCCCAGCAUGGGCGUCAUGUCCGACAUGCUCGAGCUCAUCCUCGCCCCCAUCGCGCCGAUGAACAAGGGCAAGCCCUCCACCCUGGUGGAGCACGAGGCCUCCUCCACGAUGGUCAUCCCGCCCUCGGGCAUCACGCCCAGCAUGGACAAGCCGCGCGACCGCACCGAGGCCAAGGCCGCCGCCGAGUGCCUCUCCCGCAAGAGCGUCACCACCACCCCCGGGUCAAAGUUCAACAUACCCAAGCCCUGGCUCACCUGCCUGGUCGAGAACAAGCGCAUCUGGAAGGAGCAGGCCGUCAAAGAUGCCGAGGCGCGAGCGUUGGCCACCGCAGCGGAGGAAGCUGCAGCCGCGGCGGCAGCGGAGGCGGAAGAGGGGGAGAACAAGCCGAGUGCGGCGGAAACGGAAACGGCAGAUGGCGAGGCAACUAAGGCAACGGCUGAGCCGGCAGAUGGCGCUGCCGAGUAAAUUGGCCACAGCGCCACCUGCCGCCUGCGACAGCAACCUGAGACGGAAACGGAAGAACAGAAUUCAAAAUACAGAGGGAAACUUGGGAACGAAUUCGGAUUGUUACACUGAAAAAAACUGAGGGACGGCUCCAAGGAUAACGUUUACUAAGCUUAGAAGCAGCCUAGAUUAUUAUUAACAAACCGCUUAAGAUGCGCUCUCUAUGUGAAUUGUGGUAGAGUUAGACUUACGUACAUCAUCUAUAUAGGCUUAGUUGCGGAUCAGUAAUAUCGAUAUAUAUGUAUAAAUACUGUAUACUUUGUUGUUGCAAGCGGAAAACAAAACAGAAGAAAACUUAAGAAAAUACUAGGGCCAAGCACAAAACAAACAGAAAAAACAAAACGAUUAGAUGUAAAUAGCGAAGAGUUCAACUGAAAUUUGUUGUGAAUUUGUUGGUUCGUUGCGAGCAUUUAUACGUAGACUUGAGUUGUACUUGUCUUUUAUUAGUUUUAGUCAAACGUGGAAUUUACUAUAUGAUUUCUAUAAGUUCGAUGUAUUCGAUUUCGCUCUAAUUAAAUACAUAUAUUUUUGUAAUCGUUU
Drosophila ficusphila is the source of this 5580-nucleotide messenger RNA. RefSeq names its product calcium/calmodulin-dependent 3',5'-cyclic nucleotide phosphodiesterase 1 (gene Pde1c). The record is from RefSeq and is a predicted model, not a curated record. Gene Ontology annotation, molecular function: 3',5'-cyclic-AMP phosphodiesterase activity. NCBI's taxonomy places the organism in Eukaryota, Metazoa, Arthropoda, Insecta, Diptera, Drosophilidae. Gene Ontology annotation, biological process: signal transduction.